Messenger RNA from Kwoniella botswanensis, 1110 nucleotides. RefSeq lists its product as uncharacterized. NCBI's taxonomy places the organism in Eukaryota, Fungi, Basidiomycota, Tremellomycetes, Tremellales, Cryptococcaceae. Bases 1 to 1110 code for a protein of 369 amino acids. The record is from RefSeq and is a predicted model, not a curated record. The transcript has 2 exons.
AUGACACUACACGGCGAGGGUAUCGGAGGUGUAGUCUUCCUCAUCCUCUACACCAUCAACUUCACCAUCCUCCUCUAUGGAUUCACCACCAAGUUGAUCACCUUCAAAUCAGUUUACUCGUUCCUCCUAUUCCAUGUCUGUCUUCGUCUCGCUGCUCAGUCAGUCGCCAUCGUCACAGGUACCAAGGAUCGACUAGAUGCUGGUUUACUUAUCGCCUUCUUCGUCCUCGGGGCAGAGGGUUACUUCUCACUCGUACUAUGUGCAUAUCGUUUCCUCAUUCACCAUCACGAACAUGUUUACCCGAUCAGUGGAAGUUGGCUCGAAGGUAAGAUAAACAGGAACAAGGAUAGAGGCGGACAGGAAGACCCAUGGUACAUCAGGUUGAAGAGAGCUCUGACAGCCAAGAACAAGGAUGGGAAGAAGGAUCCAUGGGUUAUGACCAUCAUUCAUUGGACAUUGAUCGGGGCGAACACAAUCAUCAUUGUCGGUGGUACACGAGCUACCGGUGCUGGUUACAAUGAACCAGGCUUCUGGGAUCGUAUUCAUGAUGGUGAAAUCCUACGAGCGACCGGUCAAGCAAUCUUCCUCGCUAUAAACAUCCUCCUCGCUGUCUUCCUCUUCCUCUCGGUCAAUCAAGAUCGGAAUCCCAAUGGCACCUUACCACGAGGUUGGAACCACUUCUUCAGGGUUGGCAGUGAUCACGGAGCUGUCGAUACUGCCGAUAGACCCCUGAUCAGAUCAAUCAGUCCCGAUCUUCUCGUUCUCAUCAUCGCUUGGCCACCUCUCAUCGUUCGUGGUAUCUUCGGUCUUCUCCAAGCUGUUGUCGCCCCCAUCAACUAUGCCAACCCUGAGGCAUAUACCUACACUACAGUUUUAGCAUUCACCAAAGUUUUCAUCGUGAUGGAGAACCUCUUCUCCGUCUUGCCCGAAUGGACCGCCUGCUGCCUCUUGUGUACCACCAUGUUCUUCAAACCUAAUCACCAUGAGGCCAAUCGUCAAACCAAGGAUCUCGAGUCCACCAGCCCGAACGCGGGUCCGGUUGAUCAAGGUGAAGUAGAUGGCGAUGAAACCCAUACUGUGGAGCCAAAAGAUACGAAUAGGAAAUACUAA